UCUACUGCAAUAGAACCUCAUUGUCAGUAGGUAUAACCGAUAUAACAUCAAAUCAUUCAUAACAACUUUUAAAUCCAUUUUGUAAUACUAAUCUCGUAAUCAAAAUUAACGAAGCGUGGGUCAAGGCCAUAAAAAUAAACCUUAUCACUAUUCACAUUGUUUCGAACUUCAUAGUUAUAAGUAGGGACGUUAUUUCCUAAAAUGUUUAAAAAAAGUGUCAACGUUUUAUGUAAAAAUGUCUUGAAACAGUCGGAGCUAAUUAAACGCCUAUUCGCCUCCGAUGCUCCAUUGUUUCCGGGCGCAAAAACCACAUGGACGGAAAAAUUGGAAUUCACAGAAAAACAAUCCUACAAACCCAUACCAGUGUACAGGGUAAUGGAUCGGCAGGGAAAAGUGCUCAAUGAAAAUGAAAAUCCAAAACUCCCGGAUGAAACUUUAGUGAAAAUGUAUAAGGAUAUGACACUGCUCAAUGUUAUGGACAAAAUAUUAUAUGAAUCACAACGUCAGGGUAGAAUCUCUUUUUACAUGACUAACUAUGGAGAAGAAGCUACCCACAUAGGCAGCGCUGCAGCCUUGUCAAUGAAUGACUUGGUGUACGGCCAAUAUCGAGAAGCAGGAGUCCUAAUGUGGCGAGGGUACUCUCUUCAGCAGUUCGUGGACCAGUGCUAUGGCAACAAAGAUGAUCCCGGUCACGGGAAACAAAUGCCGAUACAUUAUGGAAGUAGAGAACUAAAUUUUGUUACGAUAUCCAGUCCAUUGAGUACGCAGAUGCCACAAGCGGUGGGCUCGGCUUUCGCACUAAAAGGCAAGAACCGUGUGGUGAUCUGCUACUUCGGAGACGGGGCCGCCUCAGAGGGAGACGCACAUGCCGCCUUCAAUUUCGCCGCCACGCUGGAGUGCCCCGUUUUAUUUUUCUGUAGGAAUAACGGAUACGCCAUCUCGACACCCGUCCAGGAGCAGUAUCGCGGUGAUGGUAUCGCAGCCAGAGGACCUGGUUACGGUAUACAUACACUUCGAGUAGACGGAAAUGAUGUCUUUGCCGUUUAUAACGCCACCAAGUUGGCCAAGGAGUACGCGUUGAAGGAAAGCAAGCCGGUUCUCAUAGAAGCAAUGACUUACAGAGUAAGCGACCAUUCUACUUCCGACGACAGCUCAGCUUACAGAUCCCCAGACGAAGUCAAACAAUGGAGUGAAAAUGAUUAUCCAACAUACAAACUGAGGUAUUACAUGGAAAGUAAAGGAAUAUGGAGUGAAGAAAAAGAAAAAGAAUGGCUGGAAAAGGCAAGAAAGGAUGUGAUGAAGGCAUUCAAAGCUGGUGAAGAGAAGCAUAAACCACACUGGUCAAUAAUGUUUGACGAAGUAUACAAAUUUAUUCCACAACAUCUAAUGUAAGUAUUCUUUAGAAUUAUAUAUGAUCAAAAAAUAUUACGGAAUUAGCCGCCAAUACUUGCUAAAAUGAAAAAA
Messenger RNA from Leptinotarsa decemlineata (Colorado potato beetle), 1464 nucleotides. RefSeq names its product Branched chain keto acid dehydrogenase E1 subunit alpha (gene BckdhA). Gene Ontology annotation, biological process: branched-chain amino acid catabolic process. Gene Ontology annotation, cellular component: oxoglutarate dehydrogenase complex. Gene Ontology annotation, molecular function: oxidoreductase activity, acting on the aldehyde or oxo group of donors, disulfide as acceptor. NCBI's taxonomy places the organism in Eukaryota, Metazoa, Arthropoda, Insecta, Coleoptera, Chrysomelidae. The record is from RefSeq and is a predicted model, not a curated record.